Molecule: messenger RNA, 3813 nt
Organism: Sebastes umbrosus (honeycomb rockfish)
Lineage: Eukaryota; Metazoa; Chordata; Actinopteri; Perciformes; Sebastidae
Gene: dhx32b
Product: DEAH (Asp-Glu-Ala-His) box polypeptide 32b
Exons: 11
Coding region: 760-2985 (741 amino acids)
Cellular component (GO): spliceosomal complex; intracellular anatomical structure
Molecular function (GO): RNA binding
Source: RefSeq, a predicted model, not a curated record
UGUGGGUGCUAAAAACAUUGUCCAAAUUUCUUAGUGGGAAGGAAUUGUUCGUCAUUUUGGUAACUAUACUUACUAUAUACUGUCUUACCCAGAGACAGAAGAUUUAACUGCGAUACCACUCUCAUGUCUGUACGGGAAGUAAAAGUACACCAGUUUUUUUCGAUACAGUUACCAAACGACAGCUUUUCUUUUGUUUUUUUUCUUAGAUGUGACUCUAAAAUUGAAAGACUGUAGGUGUUUGUAAGUGCAGUAACACUGUGGAGGAUGAAAAUAGAUCAGACAUUUGUUCUAACCUCUUAGUUUUACAGGUCUUCAUUUUCUGGCACAACCGUUUGUUGUUGGAUGUAGAAAUAAAUUGUCUCAGUUUGUCAAGCACUGGGAUAAUUCAUUUCUUAAUUACUAAAUUGAACCACAGUUGAUAAAUAAAUGCAUUUUGCAUUAUGUACAGCUUGUGGCCUUUGCGUGUGAGCCAGUUCUCAUUGUAAACAUCAGACCGCUCUGAGUCUCAGCCCAUCUAUCUCUGUCUGACUGUGUGUGUGUGUGUGUGUGUGUGUGUGUCAUCUGCACUUCUAUGGGAUUAGUGGGCACAUGACAACACUGGGCUGGCCGCCUAGUGAGCCGCCUUUCAUUUGGCUUCACUGUGCGGAGGCGGUCUGUGCUCUGUCCAACAGUUUUACUGAGAGCGGGAGAUUUCCAAACUUCAUUUCUUUGGAUCUGUAAAUGAAGUCUUAACUGGACCAGACUGGGAGCUGGCUUGCGAUGGCGCAGGACGUUACCAGUUUAAGUGGAGAGGAUUACUUUGAGGGGGAAUCACCCUGUUGUUCAGACACGGACGCUUUGAGUCCGGGACACAAAGACUAUGAUGACAUUUUGGAGCUUAAUCAGUUUGAUGGACUGCCUUAUUCCUCCAGGUUUUACAAAUUGCUGAGAGAAAGGAAAGAGCUGCCAGUGUGGAGAGCAAAGUGUGAAUUCAUGGACACUUUGGCCAAAGGACGGUUUGUCAUUGUCAGUGGCUCUGCCAAAACUGGGAGAAGUUCUCAAAUUCCCCAGUGGUGUGCUGAGUUCUGCCUGUCAGUCCAGUUCCAGCACGGCAUGGUGGUUUGUACCCAGAUUCACGCUCAGCAGGCAGUAGAUCUCGCCUUGAGAGUGGCUGAUGAGAUGGACGUCAACAUCGGUCAUGAAGUCGGGUACAGCAUCCCUUUGGAAACAUGUUCCACUAAUGACACAGUCCUCAGGUACUGCACUGAUGACAUGCUCCUGAGAGAGAUGAUGUCAGACCCUUUGCUCGAGCGCUACGGCGUGGUAGUCGUGGACCAGGCCCACCAGAGGACCGUAGCCACCGACGUGCUCCGGGGUCUGCUGAAGGACAUCGCCCUGCAGAGACCGGAGCUCCGCGUGGUCCUCCUCACGGCGGUCGAACCCGGCCCAAAGCCGCUGGCCCAUUUCACCGGGUCGCCGGCGUUGCCUCUGAUUCUCCUGGAGAGCCCGGGCGCAAGGGAGGUGGUGCACAGCAGCACAGGUGACAGCUACUUCUGCUCUGCUCUCCGUCUGGUGCUGGAGAUCCACCACUCUGAAGAGGAGGGAGAUGUGGUCGUGUUUCUGGUGACGACGCAGGAGAUAGAUCUAGCCCAUGACAUCCUGUGUCAUGAGGGGCACAGUUUACACCCUGAUCUGGGUGAGCUCCUGCCCGUUGCUGUGCACCCUGGCCAGCCUGGGAAUCUACCAAUCCUGGGGGAGGAGGAGACUGGCCGGACCCGCAGAGUGUUCCUCACAUCCAGCCCAAACGAGGACUUCUUCUGGGCUGUCAGCUCAAUAAGAUUUGUCAUCGAUGCUGGGCUUGAGAAAAGAUAUGUUUACAACCCCAGGAUCAGGACAAACUCGGUCAUCGUUCAGCCAAUCAGCGCGGGUCAAGCCAAGAGUCGCAAGCAGCUGGCAGCUCCAACCGGCAAGUGUUUCUGUCUGUACCCAGAGGACAGGCAGCUUCCUGUUGAGGUACCCCCACAUGUUGUGGAGUCUGACAUCACGUCCACUGUGCUCUUCUUGAAGAGGAUGGAGAUUGCUGGACUGGGCCACUGUGACUUCAUCGACAGGCCAGAUCCUGAAGGCCUAAUGCAGGCUUUGGAGGAGCUGGACUACCUCGCAGCUCUGGAUAAUGAUGGCAACCUGUCUGAGAUGGGCAUCAUCAUGUCCGAGCUCCCCUUGGAGCCCCAAAUGGCCAAGACUCUGCUCGCCUCCUGCGAGUUUGACUGUGUCAGCGAGGUGGUCGUCAUCGCCGCCAUGCUAACAGCACCAACUUGCUUCACGGUUCCCUCUGUGGACCUGAAGCCAGAGGCGACCCAGUGCCACAUGAAGUUCCAGCACCCGGAGGGAGAUCACUUCACCCUCGUCAAUAUCUACAAGGCCUUUAAACAGUUCCAGCAGGAUCCAUGCUGUGAUGUGGAGAAGUGGUGUAGGGAUUUCUAUCUGAACCACGCCGCUCUGCUGAUGGCUGACGCUCUUCGUACUGAGCUCACCGACACUCUGAAGAGGAUCGAGCUGCCCGUCUCGAUGCCCGCCUUUGGUUCCCAAAGCAACACUGUCAACAUUAAGAGAGCCCUGCUGGCAGGUUUCUUCAUGCAGGUGGCGCGGGAUGUGGAUGGAUCAGGGAACUACUUCAUUCUGACCCAUAAACACGUGGCACAGAUCCAUCCUCUGUCUGGCUACGGAGCCAAGAGCCCUAAGCUGGGCCUGCCUGAGUGGGUGCUGUUCCACGAGCAUUCCUUCUCUGAGGACAACUGCCUCCGCACCGUGACCCACAUAACACCGGAGGAGUUCAUUCAGAUGGCACCACUGUAUUUUUUCUACAAUCUACCGCCUAGCGAGAGCAAAGACAUCCUCCAAAACAUUUUGACCCAUGGAGCUUCACAGUACAGAGAGGAGAACCCUCCAACCUCCCAGGAGGAACCUCAGGAGGAACAGACUUCUGACCGCUGUGUCAUACAAUGACUGACUGACCCACUGUUCCCAGUGAUGGUGAUGAAAUAACCAGUAUUGCACUAUAUUGCACAGAAACACAUUGUCAAUUAGUAUAAUUGAUCUUGUAAUUUGUUUUGUAGGAGUCAUUUCCUUUCAUCUGUGCCCCUCAUCUUUGUCAUCUUGUUGUUUAUCUUUAAUAGUUUUACAAAGUGCACUAAUAUAUGAAAUGGAAACAAUAAUUGUUGUUUUAUCUGGAUUUUUUCUGUGCCCUAUUAUUUAUAUUUGUGCUUAAUCCUCCAAUUCAACAGAAAAAUAUGGUAACUAAAUUGUUCUGGAUAAUUUUCUCGUACUUUAAAAAAAGUCUGAUUUUAUAAACUACUCAUUUAUAAUUUAGAUUCCCGCUGAGAUUUUAAUUGAUUCUGUGGCUCCUUUUCACAUCUUACCUUCAGUCACUGUCCAACAGUCAGUCACCCACAGCACUGAGGGUCCAGCCUGAUUAAUGAGGUGUAGGGACAGUUUGGGCCCUCCUGCAGCUCCAUAUGGUGCGGAUACAGUCCAGUAACGGUGGGGUGACCCAGUUCACCGACGCCGCAUUGAAAGCAUCAUGUCCCCUCUUCAGUGACCCGGGCUGAACGGUGCAGCGAGGACCAGAACCCACAGGGGUACGGUGUCGCCUGACCCACUUAAAAUCUUUCACAAACUGUCUUUUGAAGGCAAAUCAGCUGCACAUAAUAUGUUUAAAGAUCGUUUAGUAGAUGUUUAAAUGUCACUAUAAAUGAGCUGAAAUAAUAGUCCAGUAUGUUAGAUCAUAAUGUAUAUGAGUUAUCCAAAGAUAUCAUUAACUAAACUAGAAGUUAC